UAAAACCAGACUGUCAGCACCGUGUGGAGCCACAGAGAGCUGCGCCACGGUGAGGCAGAGCACGGCACGGUAGCACACAGAAGGACUCUACCGGGUGAAUGCAGUCCUCAUCACAGGGCACUGCUGCAGACACUUUCCUACCAUUUCCGGAGAUAAGAGGGCGCUCAGAGUAAUCUUCAUCCAGACAGGGAAGAGGAAUUUGGCUCACUCCAACAUUUUUUCCGUAAUUCGCGUUAAGAAUCUUAACAGUGGCCAGGGGGACACGUUAGAUCGCGGUCAAUAGCUUUCGAUAGCUACCCGAAGGUGAAUGCACAGCUCUCAAUUGGCAAAGUCCUUAUUCCUUUGAAAGUAUUGACAGUUUUGAAGUGCCAGAAGGUACCAUACGGCAGUAUUUUGGGUAAAGCUGUGUGGGAAGGAGCCGUCCGUCCGUCCGCCAUGGAGAACGCUCACACGAAGAGUGUGGAAGAAGUUUACAGUUAUUUCUGCGUCAAUGAAAGCACAGGACUUUCGCUGGACGAGGUGAAACGACAGAGGGAGAAAUGGGGCCUAAACGAGUUACCAGCUGAAGAAGGGAAAUCUUUAUGGGAGCUUGUCCUUGAACAGUUCGAAGAUUUACUUGUUCGAAUUCUUCUGCUGGCUGCAUGUAUAUCUUUUGUCCUGGCCUGGUUUGAGGAGGGGGAAGAAACUAUCACAGCCUUUGUGGAGCCUUUUGUAAUCUUACUCAUUCUUAUAGCCAAUGCCAUCGUCGGUGUGUGGCAGGAACGCAAUGCUGAGGAUGCCAUUGAGGCACUUAAGGAGUAUGAGCCUGAGAUGGGGAAAGUGUAUCGUCAGGACAGGAAGACUGUGCAGAGGAUCAAGGCCAGAGAUAUUGUGCCUGGUGACAUCGUAGAGGUUGCUGUUGGAGACAAGGUACCUGCUGACAUCCGUAUCUGUUCAAUUAAAUCAACAACCUUGAGGGUAGACCAGUCCAUUCUGACCGGUGAAUCUGUCUCUGUCAUCAAACAUACCGACCCUGUGCCCGACCCACGUGCUGUCAAUCAGGACAAGAAGAACAUGCUCUUCUCUGGUACCAACAUUGCAGCUGGGAAGGCCGUGGGUGUGGUCGUGGCCACUGGUGUUAACACAGAGAUCGGUAAGAUCCGUGACGAGAUGGCAGCCACGGAGCAGGAGAAGACGCCCCUGCAGCAGAAGCUGGAUGAGUUUGGUGAGCAGCUGUCCAAGGUCAUCUCCCUUAUCUGCAUCGCCGUGUGGAUCAUCAAUAUCGGACACUUCAACGACCCCGUCCAUGGAGGCUCCUGGAUCCGUGGGGCAGUCUACUACUUCAAGAUCGCUGUGGCUCUGGCUGUGGCUGCCAUCCCUGAGGGUCUACCUGCUGUCAUCACCACCUGCCUGGCCUUGGGCACUCGCCGCAUGGCCAAGAAGAACGCCAUUGUCCGCAGCCUGCCAUCUGUAGAGACCCUGGGUUGCACCUCUGUCAUCUGCUCUGACAAGACUGGAACCCUGACCACCAAUCAGAUGUCUGUCUGCAGAAUGUUCAUUAUCAACAAAGCCGAAGGUGACAGCUGCUCUCUGUCAGAGUUCACCAUCACAGGUUCUACCUAUGCACCUGAGGGAGACGUGUACAAGGAUGGUAAACCGGUGAAGAGUUCCCAGUAUGAUGCCCUUGUUGAACUAGCCACCAUCUGUGCCCUAUGUAAUGACUCCUCCCUGGACUUCAAUGAGGUGAAGUGUGUGUAUGAGAAGGUCGGUGAGGCCACAGAGACUGCUCUGACCUGCCUGGUGGAGAAGAUGAACGUCUUCGACACUGAAGUCCACAACUUGUCCAAGAUUGACAGAGCUAACGCCUGCAACUCAGUGAUCAAGCAGCUGAUGAGGAAGGAGUUCACCCUCGAGUUCUCCAGAGACAGGAAGUCCAUGUCUGUCUACUGCACCCCCAACAAGUCUCGUUCUUCCAUGGGCAAGAUGUUUGUUAAGGGCGCCCCAGAGGGAGUCAUUGAGAGAUGCACUCAUGUCAGGGUUGGAAACAGCAAAGUUCCCCUCAGCAAAGGUAUCAAAGAAAAGAUCAUGUCUGUGAUCCGUGAGUACGGGACAGGUCGUGACACCCUAAGGUGCCUGGCCCUGGCCACACGAGACAGUCCACCCAAAAUGGAGGACAUGAUACUGUCUGACACUGCCAGAUUCUCAGAGUAUGAGUCCGACCUGACCUUUGUCGGCUGUGUCGGCAUGCUGGACCCUCCCAGACAAGAGGUGGCUGCCUCUAUCAAGCUGUGCCGCCAGGCCGGCAUCCGCGUCAUCAUGAUCACCGGGGACAACAAGGGCACAGCUGUUGCUAUCUGCCGCCGCAUUGGCAUCCUGACUGAGGAGGAUGACAUCGAGCGCAUGGCCUUCACUGGACGAGAGUUUGAUGAACUCUCACCGUACACCCAGCGGGAGGCUGUGACUCACGCUCGCUGUUUCGCCCGCGUCGAGCCUUCCCACAAGUCCAAGAUCGUUGAGUUCCUGCAAGGAUUUGAUGAGAUCACGGCUAUGACAGGUGAUGGAGUGAACGAUGCCCCUGCUUUGAAGAAGGCAGAGAUUGGCAUCGCUAUGGGCUCUGGCACUGCCGUGGCCAAGUCAGCCUCUGAGAUGGUCCUCGCCGAUGACAACUUCUCUUCUAUCGUGGCCGCCGUUGAAGAAGGCAGAGCUAUUUACAAUAACAUGAAGCAGUUCAUCAGAUACCUUAUCUCCUCCAAUGUAGGAGAGGUCGUUUGCAUCUUUCUUACCGCUGCACUGGGUUUCCCUGAGGCUCUGAUCCCAGUUCAGCUUCUCUGGGUCAACUUGGUGACAGAUGGCCUCCCUGCCACCGCCCUCGGCUUCAACCCUCCAGAUCUGGACAUCAUGGAGAAGCCUCCCCGCAACGCUAAGGAGCCCCUCAUCUCUGGCUGGCUCUUCUUCAGAUACUUAGCCAUUGGAGGAUAUGUGGGUGCAGCCACAGUGGGAGCUGCUGCCUGGUGGUUUAUAUUAUCUGAUGAUGGACCUCAAGUUACUCUGUAUCAGCUGAGCCACUUCCUCCAGUGCGGCCCAGACAACCCAGAGUUUGAUGGCCUGGACUGCCACGUGUUCGAGUCACCCUACCCCAUGACCAUGGCCCUGUCUGUGCUCGUCACCAUUGAGAUGUGCAAUGCUCUGAACAGUCUGUCAGAGAACCAGUCCCUGCUGCGGAUGCCUCCCUGGGAGAACAUUUGGCUGCUGGGAGCCAUCUGCCUAUCCAUGUCCCUCCACUUCCUCAUCCUCUAUGUGGAACCUCUGCCUGUCAUCUUCCAGAUAACCCCUCUGGAUACGACCCAGUGGAUGAUGGUGCUGAAGAUCUCCCUGCCAGUCAUCCUGCUGGACGAGCUGCUAAAGUUUUUGGCCAGAAACUACUUGGAAUUUGGUAAACAGCUGGAGAAGCCGGCCGGCAAAGGCUGCUCUCUGUCUGCAUGUGCCGAGGGCAUCUCCUGGCCCUUCGUGGCUAUCUCCCUGCCUCUGGUGCUGUGGAUCUACAGCACUGACACUAAUGUGUCUGCCAUGUUGUGGCCCUGACUGACUCCAGUACACCAACCCCCCUCCUGUGCACCAGUGUGAAGUGGACAUUAACACACACAUCUAACACAGUUACAUUAACUUGGAACAACCUACAGUCAACACUUGCACCUGACAGCCUGUCUGCUGUCAGAUCUUUUGUAUUUAGGAUAUUUUCACCGAUACAUAUUUUUGGGCGAGGAGGUUUAGUCAUACUUAAUGACUUUGACUGACAUUAUGUCCAUAUGUUUUAUUCUUAUUUUACCAUCACGCUUUACUCUUUUUUGAUCCCCUGUUGAACAGUUAGAGAUGCCCACCAUGUUGGAGCUGUGUGUUGAGCUGUACAGAGAAUUUACACUAUUUUAUAAUAAUUAAUAUUUUGUAAUUUUUGGGAGGGGUUUUUGGGACAAGAUUGCUGGGUGUGAGGAGGAUGUAAUUGUGAGGACCGUAUAGUACAAUACUAAUUCUGGGGCAAAGACAUGAAUAUAUUUUGCCCUAGCAUGAAUCUCUAUAGUCAUUUUUGAGCUCCGUGCAUCUUGUUCGUUCAUUAUUUUCUGCAUUAGGCAGAGCACAGCUACCUCAAUGCUGUUAAUACCACCAUUACUACCCAUCUGUCUUAACAACCAUAGAUCUUCAGUUGAAGUGUUGAGGUAAGCACUAAUUUGUUUUGCAGUAGAGACAAAGCCCUCACACACAAUUUAAUGUUUAAUAUAUUUUUCUUUUCUCUGUUGUUGGAGGGAAGAGGGGACAGAGACUUGUUACCAGUGUGAUUCAGAGCAUUUUUUGAUACAGCCUGUUGUUAAAUUUGUUUACUUGAAGAGAACACAUUUGUCAUUUUCUUUCUUAAGUUUCAUUUUUGAGCUUCAGUCUCAACUUUCAGUCUUAAUUUUGCAUCGUAAUGACAGUAAUCUUUAUAAUGUAUGUAAAAUGUGCACAUACUGUACCUGAAUAUAUAAAAUGGCACCAAGAAGCUGUUAGUCUUAUCAGCUGAGCACAACAUGGACAGUUUAAUGGAAACUGAGACCUCUGAGAGGCUAAAGCACGACCGGUCAUCUGAGAGUCUGUAUAUCUGUACAUAGCACACAAAGUAGAAUCUCUGUAUAGAUUUUUUUUGUUGAUGUUGUUGUUGCUGUCAAAAUGCUCCAUAUCGUCACACUAGUUUACUUAAGAGUGGUCUUAGCCUUUCUGCAUGCCUGCUCCAAUAAUACCAGGCCUGUGAGUGCUUAGAUUCUUUUUGUUUUAAAGCUAACAUUUGUUUCUUCCAAUGCCUUCCACCUGUUUACCUACAGAGUGAGUACACUUUGACCUGCAUGCCAACUACUAGCAUUAUGGCAUCUUCAUGUGGUCGCACACACAGCUCAUCAGUCUGUUGUUGCUCAUAUAAAAAUGGCAGCAAUAACAGCUUGUCAUAUUUUUGAUAGGACUAGCAGUUUUAAACACAUGGUUGAAAUGGUACAAAAGAGGAGAGAAUGUAGGUGUUUGUUUUGAAAUGCCUUCAGUGUCACCAAGUGCCAGGUACACGCUGAGUAGAAAUAUGAGCUUUUUGCAUUUUAAACUAGCACAGUGUCACUGGUGCUGGUUAUUUUUGAUUGUAGACUGGCAGCAUGUUUUGGCAACUAACAGUUUUUUUAAUUGCAUUCGUCUUUGGUCCUAAUACUCUGCUUGCCCAUAGCCUGUAUUGGUCUGUUUAUGAAAAGAAGUAUUGAUGAUUUUAAAUUGCUUGCCUCUCACAUGCUUUUACUUUGGCCUGUGAUUCUUGUGUCCAUUGAUUUGAUUCUUCCUCUCUCUCCUUUUCCUUUGCAGCAAAGGCCAAGUAAGCCCACCUGUACUCUAAAUUACUUCCAGAAACUUUGGUUUUGUUUUGUGUUGUGCAUGUGUGUUUUGGGCCGCACAUCUUACAAGAGCUGCAUGUCAGUUAAAUAAUACAAAGACAGGGGCUCAUAAAGUUCAUACAUCCUUUUUAUAGAAUGGCCAUAAUAAAUGUCUGAUGAAAACUAGCCAAUCCCACCUCAUCAGUCCUUCCAUUCUCCUGCAUGAAGAGCCUUAGGUAAUGAUACAAUUCUCAUGCCAAUCUUUUUAGACUAAGAUCUUAGUACUGUGUACAGUAAAUUGUACAUUAUUCCAUGGUGCAUGUCCGCUCAAUCAGCCAUCUGUUUUACCAGACUUGUGUAAUAGACAAUGUAUAGUAUUGGUAAAUAGAAUAGACAUUCGUCAAAUAGUACAAAUGUUAAAUAAGCUCAAAAACACAGUUCAUUUUUCCUAAGGAAAUACUUUUAUGGGAUAUUUAAAAACCAAACAGACUCUUUUUUUUUUUUUUUUGCUUUGCACUGAGAUGUGCGACAUGUUUGGAGCAGAUUUUGCCAUAUCUGGGAAGGCAGACGUGCGGUGAUGCAUACGUUUUACCAUGAGAACGGCAGGCAGUCCCUCAAUUGGCAUUUUUUUGCCAAACUGCUGUACUGUAUUUUCAGAGAUGAUUGUACAAUGUAUCACAUGAACUUUGGUUUCAGGUAAAUAAAACUGUCAUACAUUA
Molecule: messenger RNA, 6070 nt
Organism: Lates calcarifer (barramundi perch)
Lineage: Eukaryota; Metazoa; Chordata; Actinopteri; Centropomidae
Gene: atp2a2a
Product: ATPase sarcoplasmic/endoplasmic reticulum Ca2+ transporting 2a
Exons: 20
Coding region: 436-3561 (1041 amino acids)
Biological process (GO): intracellular calcium ion homeostasis; calcium ion transmembrane transport
Cellular component (GO): membrane
Molecular function (GO): P-type calcium transporter activity; ATP hydrolysis activity; ATP binding
Source: RefSeq, a predicted model, not a curated record